Molecule: messenger RNA, 1868 nt
Organism: Clunio marinus
Lineage: Eukaryota; Metazoa; Arthropoda; Insecta; Diptera; Chironomidae
Source: the annotation of a GenBank genome assembly
AUUGUGAGGUGGAAAAAAAUAUUUGUUGAUGAAAACAAAUUAGAAGAAAAUUAGAAAAAUUAUGGAGAAAACCUGUGAAAAGCUAUCAAAUUUAUCUAUAGAUGAAACAGCUGAAGAAGCAAGUGAACACGACUGUCUAAAAUGGGGAUUGCCGCUCAAUGAAAUUUAUAAAUUAAGUUUAAAAUUUUACAAAGAUAAAUCUGGAAAAGCUGUUCAUCUAAGUUAUGAAGAGAAUUUGAAACUUGUGGCUUUAACCAUGCAAGCAAAUCAUGGCCCGAUGGAGCAUCAGAAAUUGGAAGCUUUAGGAGUGUUUGAUGUCAUCGGUAAAAAUAGGAGAGAACAAUGGGCAACAUUAGGACUCAUGUCAAAAUUACAAGCUAUGGAAGGAUUUAUUGAUCUUUUAGAUCGCCUCUGUCCAGCAUUCAAACCUUACGUUGAAGCCAUUAAGAAGGAUCAAGAAGAGAAGAAGAAACAGGCCAAGAUUGAUGAGGAAAAAAAGCUCGCAGAUUUAGAAGUUGAACAGAAGCGUCAAGAAGAAAGAAAGAUUAUUGAGUAUGAGAAACAUCGAGAGGAGAUACAAAGAAGGAAACUUCAAGAUGCUUUAAACCAACAAACUUUUUACCAGUUCAAAGAUUAUGCCGAGAAGCAAUUUCCCGGUAAUCCUGAACAACAAGCAAUUCUCAUCAAGCAACUUCAAACUGAACAUUAUCAUCAAUAUCUCCAACAAUUACAAUCACAGUUACAUCAUAAUGAGUUGAAAAGCACAGAUUCACAAAAGAAAGAUGUGAUGAAUUCAAAAGAACAGGAAAUGAGUCUUAUUGAAGAGAGAGAGAAAUGCGAUAGCGACGAAGAAUCGGGAGAGUAUGCAGUUGUUCAACCCGCGAAUAUGUGGACACGAAGUGACAUUAAAGAAUUUAAACACGAAGUCAUGAAUGCUGGUGGCGAUGGCGUUAUUAGAGUUGGACAUGGUGAUUGUUUAACUGUUCGUGUUCCUACACUUGAAGGUGGUUCGAGUCUGUUCUGGGAGUUUGCAACUGAUAGUUACGACAUUGGAUUUGGUGUUUAUUUUGAAUGGUCAAAACCUGAUACAACUGAAGUAACUGUUCAUGUCAGUGAAUCUGAUGAUGAGCUUGAUGAAAAUGAAGCUGAAAAUGAUGACGAAGAAGAAAUCACAAGCAUUGACGAUCUCGAAUCAGGAAGUCAACAAAUGCAACAGAUUAAACCUACGGCAGUCAUCAACCGACCACCUCUCUCUAUCAUUGUUCCUGUUUAUCGUCGUGAGUGUCAAAAUGAAGUCUACGCUGGUUCUCAUAAUUACCCCGGCGAAGGAACUUAUCUUCUAAAGUUCGACAACACAUACUCAUUAUGGAGAUCGAAGACACUUUAUUAUCGAAUAUUUUACACGCGAUAAAACAAAUUAUCUAAAUAAUCAUUUAACCAAAUAUUUAGUUGAAACUUUCUGAUAUUUUUUAUUAUAUUCUUAAAAAGAAAAAAAAAGCGGAAAUAUCUAAUGAGCCAAAAGCUAACUACGUUGAAAGAAUGUUUAUCGACAUCACAAUAACUGUUCAUGUUCUUAUUGCAAAAUUAAUUUAUCUAUAAGUUAAAAGAAAAAGAAGAAAUCUUUAAUGAAUGUUAAAAAAAUUAAGGAAAUGUUCACAUCCUUCAUGACUAUUUAUGUAAUCGAUUAUCAUCACCGUUGUGAAAAUCCUUUAUCGAUGUUCUUCAACUUUCAAUUGUAUUGUUUUUAAAUAAACGUGAUUCAAUUCUGGAUUGCCAACAUUCCAGUCAGGUUAGAUUCAUGUAACAUGAUAAUGUAGAAUGAAAUGAAUAAAUGAAUGUGAAGAAAAAAUCAAAUAUGAAAGUUCUAC